This is a messenger RNA of Monomorium pharaonis (pharaoh ant), 2964 nucleotides long. RefSeq names its product rab11 family-interacting protein 4A (gene nuf). NCBI's taxonomy places the organism in Eukaryota, Metazoa, Arthropoda, Insecta, Hymenoptera, Formicidae. Gene Ontology annotation, biological process: endocytic recycling; regulation of cytokinesis. The transcript is spliced from 10 exons. The coding region runs from base 219 to 1715 and encodes 498 amino acids. Gene Ontology annotation, cellular component: endocytic vesicle; recycling endosome membrane; cleavage furrow. The record is from RefSeq and is a predicted model, not a curated record.
GGAUAGAUACACGUUGGCUGCUCCAGGUGAGGUGAUACUCGAGGUCCCGUACCUGACGCCGCGCUGGUUCGCUGGGCGAUCAACGCGAGCAACGGGUCGUCACAGGCGACAAUCACGGCGACGUCGGCGAAUGAGAGCGUCCUCCGUCGGCGUGUGCACCACGUCGUCGCGUCGCGCGGACCCUACGACGUGGCUGGCGGCCACCACGGGGACCAAGGAUGGUGAGCUCCCGCACGUGUAGCGUGAACGUCACGUCCACCGUUAACGGCAACGGCGGCGUGGCGGCCGACGGCGGCACGGGGAACGUGCCGCGCGAGGACGAGGGCCGCGCGGCGAACGGCGACGGCGGCGGCGUGGUCGGCCCUCAAGAGUGGAACCCGAGCGGGCCGCCCUCGCUCUCGAUGUCGGUCGACCUGCACAAUCUCGUCAGCUCGACCCUCACGGACUCGGGACGGUACUCCGCGAGCCCGGAUGAACAUCACCAGACCGCCACGUCCGCCGGCGCCGCCAACGCGAUCAAGAUCGGCUGUCACGACGAGGAGGAGAGCUACGAAGGCUUUGGCUCCGUCGAGGGCGACUUGGUGGACGACGGGCCGGAGUCACCGGGCGGCAGCAGUUCCGCGCCCUCGCCGACUGGUACCAACUCGCACAGAAAUCCGAGGAGUCCGAACUCCACCGUUGGAAGACAUUCCUGGCUGCGUACUUCGUUGCGGAGAACACCCCCCUGUUCGACGAGAAAGAGACUCAGCACCAACGCCUUAGCGAGUGGUAGCUUUAACAGUUCGGGAAUGGGGUCGAAUUACGACGCUGCAGAUGAUGUGUACAGUGACGUAUCUUUGGAGGAUGUCAUGGAUCUCAGUCACAAAGUUCAAAUGAUCCAAGAGCAAAUGGAUGCCUUAGCGGAUACUAAGUCGGUGGGCGAGGAGAGGUAUGCUCGAGCGAAACAAGAAAAUGCAACAUUACAGGCGCGCAUAUUGAUGCUUGAAGAAGCGGCCAAAGAUGCGGAAACGAGGGCUGAAGAGAGGCUUCAAACUGAGCAACGGAGACACCGAGAAUGGGCGUCCCGUUUAGAGCGCGAACGUCAGCUGCAGCUGGAAAAUUACGCUAUCAAACUGCAGUCGGCGGAGGUGGACAGUUCCAGUUUGCGGGAGGAGAUCGCGCGAGUGCGCGAACAGCUUGAGAAAGCGAGGGCGGAUAAAACGCGGCUGGAGAAUGAUCUUCGGGAGGUCAGGAGGGAAGCGGACGCCGCGCGCGAAAGUGAACGUCAUGCGAUAAGCCGAGCUAACGAGACUCAUCACAUGCUCGACGCUAUGAGAGAGGAACUUUCAUUACGGAGCGAGGAUCAGCAGAGAAUCGAAGAACUGAUGCAGCAGGUGGCUCAACUUCAAGCUCGCAAUAAAAGUUUGGAAGAAUCUCGGGACGAACUGCAAGCUGCCGCAGCGUUGCAGGCAGGCCGUGAACUUUUAAUGCUGAAUCCUUGUAGCAAUAACGCCGAGAAAGGCCCUAGUCUCGCUGCAGAAUUGUUAGCUGGCAUGAAUCCAGACCAGAUAGAUGGUCAAGGAGAGCUUAACGAAUUGUGCACGAUGGCUGAAUUAAAACAAGCCCUGAAGGAGCAACAAGAAGUAAACACGCAAUUAAGAACGUACAUUGAUGGGAUAUUACUGAACAUUGUGGAAAAUUAUCCACAAUUAUUAGAAGUGAAACAAACGCACUGAAACAUAUUACAUAAUCCGUCGUUAGAUCCUGUUCUGAUACUUCCCAGGCAAUUGUACAUUAACUUUCUUUGUUUCAAUUGAGGAAGAUUGGAGGGUUGCCUAGAACUUGGCCGACGUAUAUUUUACAUAUCAAUAUUUUAAAGAACACAAAUAUCUUGCCGCAGAACGUGCGCUUGAAUGUCAGUUUUAAGGGAACCUGAGUUUGCUUUGAACGAUAAUUUCCAAACAAUACGAAACUCUAAGACGUGUUUACUUCAAUGUAAAUUAACUUUAAAUUUAGUUUAAUUUACUUUCUUUGUUAGCUUUAAAAAUUAGAAACAAUGAGGAAAAAAUAAAAAGUUAUAUCAAGAUUAAAAUUAAUUUAUAUUGGUACAAAUGUGUCCAAGGGACAACUUCGCAGAGAGGGUCUCAGCUUGUUAGAUAUUGCAAACAUCUUAGAAAUUCUUCAAAUGUCCUUGUUAUCCAGAGAAUCAAAAUUUAUAUUCUCGAUCGUUUGAGCUCUGGGCAGCCGUCGCUGUACAUUUAGGGAAAAAGUUAUAAAGUGAUGCUACCGUAGUCGCAAUGUGUACAAUGAUGAAAGGAAGAAUACUCGGCUCAGCAUCGUUUCGUUCAAGAUGUCACAUCAACCACGGAUUUUAGAGCCGUUUUUUUUCCACUGCCAUCUAUUUCGUCACACCAACAUCAUCACUGUCAGGGAGGCGAGUGAAUCCCGAUUGUGCCUCUCCAAUGCGUCCUUUGCAUGUUGGCUGAACUAUACACUCUGAUACGCGCGAGAUCAAUAAAAUACUUGUAUUACGUUAGUACGCGUACGAUUGAUGUAUGAUCCGAAUGAAUUUGUAUGUUACGCGCAUGUGUACGUGUGUAUAUGUAUAUAUGUAUUACGUGCACGUGUGUAUAUGCGACAACGGAGAUGACGUGACUGCACGAUGUGUCGCGAAAAACUGUGAUGCGUUAGAGUACUUUUUAAUUGUGAAAAAUCGUGUCUCGGUGACACGCUGCUUGAGCAAAAUAAAAAGUCACCGUGACAUCAAAAUAAUGUAAAAAUGUAAUAAUUAUCUCAAAAUGACCAUCAAAAGACACUCUUUGAUCAAUCACAAUUUAUUUUAAUAUCAUUUCGAUCGGAAUGAUCGUCAUGUUAUCAUGACUUGUUGUUUUGCUUAGGCAUACGAACCUAUGGACGACAACCUUGUACUCUAGAUCUUUAUAUCGAAUGCUAGUAAAAUUGAAAUUAAACGAUUAUAUUUUGAUA